Messenger RNA from Penicillium pulvis, 519 nucleotides. RefSeq names its product mitochondrial 54S ribosomal protein uL11m. Gene Ontology annotation, cellular component: ribosome; mitochondrial large ribosomal subunit. NCBI's taxonomy places the organism in Eukaryota, Fungi, Ascomycota, Eurotiomycetes, Eurotiales, Aspergillaceae. Gene Ontology annotation, biological process: translation. Gene Ontology annotation, molecular function: structural constituent of ribosome; large ribosomal subunit rRNA binding. The transcript has a single exon. The coding region runs from base 1 to 519 and encodes 172 amino acids. The record is from RefSeq and is a predicted model, not a curated record.
AUGGCACGAAACGUUUUGGCUAAGGAUCAGUUCGUCAAGCUGAUCGUCGGCGCCGGUCAAGCCAGUCCCAGUCCCCCCGUUGGUCCGGCUCUGGGUAGUAAGGGUGUCAAGUCUAUGGACUUUUGCAAGGUGAGCUCAAUCAACAAUCCAUAUGCGCGCGACCGGUUGAUUAAUAGCCCUUUUCAGGAAUAUAAUGCCCGCACCGCCCACAUCACCGUCGGCGUCCCUAUUCCCGCGCGCGUCUGUGUCCGCCCUGACCGCUCCUUCACCUUUGAGCUCCGCACUCCCACCACCACCUAUUUGCUAUUGAAUGCCGCCAAUGUCGAGCCCCGGAAGAACCGUCUGCGCGGUGCGAUGAACCCCGGCCACGAGGUCUGUGGCCAGAUUUCGCUCAAGCAUGUCUACGAGAUUGCCAAGAUCAAACACACCGAGACACGACUAUCGGGAUUGAGUCUGCAGGGACUGUGCAAGAGUGUCAUCUCGCAGGCCAAGUCCAUUGGCAUCCAGGUUGUUCCGUGA